AUGACCACCACCGUCGGCGCCGCGCCGACGGCAAUGGACGAGAAGGCCCGGCGCACGCGCGAUCUCCUGGCCAGUUUCUACAACACCGACCCCGCGGCCGCCGGCGCGGUUGCCGCGUCCCCGGCGCGGCCCUCCCCCACCGCGGCCACCGCGUCGCCGCUCGAGUCCAUCAACUCCACCUCCUUCAACCCUGAUGUCUACAUGGACGUCCUGGUGCAACAAUCAAAUCUGGAAGCCCUUCUACAGAGGCAUGUGAAGAUGGCUGCCGAGAUCAAGAACCUGGACACAGACUUACAGAUGCUAGUAUAUGAGAAUUAUAACAAAUUUAUAAGUGCAACUGACACUAUAAAAAGGAUGAAGACUAACAUUGCUGGUAUGGAGACAAACAUGGAACAACUACUUUCAAAGAUAACAUCAGUGCAGUCAAGAAGUGACACAGUGAACACAUCUCUGUUCAACAAAAGAGAAAACAUAGAGAAAUUACACCGAACACGCAAUCUCCUCCGGAAAGUUCAAUUCAUAUACGAUCUGCCAACUCGGCUCAACAAAUGCAUCAAGGCAGGAGCAUAUGCGGACGCUGUUAGAUUUUUUACUGGAGCAAAACCUAUUUUUGAGGCCUAUGGUGAUACAUCCUUUCAAGACUGUAAAAAAGCAUCUGAGGAGGCAAUGGAUUUGGUUAUACAACAGCUUCAGGCAAAGUUGUAUACAGAUUCUGAACCUAUUGAAGCAAGAGCAGAAGCUGUGGUGCUUCUUAAGCAACUUAAUUUUCCUAUUGAGAACGGAUGCAUUGUACACUUGUGCUUAUUUGAUAUUGUCGGAAGUGCUGAUCUGAAAAUUGGCAGCGGAUGUGAUUUAUUUGGAGCACAGGUCGACAACCUUAAGUCAAACCUACUUGAGAAGCUUGAAGAUUGCCUUUUAAAUUUGCAGACCGAGCCCAUGCAGGCUUCAGUUGGUGAUAUUUCAAAGACAUUCCGUGCUUAUCUCAUAAUAUUUCCUGAUUCAGAAAGUCGUCUCAUUGAACUUGCACAUGCUUUGUUCACAAACCGUUAUGAAACAGUCAGAGGGGCUCUGAAGGAAAGAAUUCCAUCAACAGAUCUGCUGGCAAUGCUACGAGGUUUAUGGGAGGAUGCAACUGCCAUCGACGAAGUUAUAUCAGAGGCUGCACUGCCAGCUUUUUCAUUGGAGACUACUCGAGACAUUAUUAAGCAACACAUAGCAACUGCCUUUCUUCAUCUUCAAACUGAAAUAUCAGAUGUACUGGUCACACAUUCAACAUCAAAUGAGAAGUUAGAAGAGUCACAGCUGCAAACUGCCAUGGAAAAAAGCAAAAUUAAAGUAUCCCAAGGGUGCAUAGAUCUCCUGCAGGAAUUCCGUCAUCUUAUAGAUGGGAAUACAGAGUUGCUAGUAAAGCUGAAAGAUUUGAUUAUUGAUUGGGUACAAGAAGGUUUUCAAGAUUUCUUUCAGAAACUUGAUGGGCAUUUUCAUCUGCUUUCUGGGAGAAGCACGGGUUUCUCUCAAGAGUCAAGUACUGUGGAUUUUGUGCAAAUUGACAAGGUUCCAACAGUGUUGGUACUCAUGCUUGCGCAGCUUUGUGUUUUCAUAGAACAGACAACGAUUCCUAAAGUUACAGAGGAUCUGGCUGAUUCUUUCUCUGGAGGGGGAGCACGUAGCUCUGAAUAUGGACCACCUUUUGUACCUGGGGAGAUAUGUCGUCUAUAUCGUUCAUCUGGGGAGAAAUUCUUACAACAUUACGUAAAUAUAAAGACUCAGAAGAUUUCCAAACUUCUUAAUAAGCGAUUUUCGACACCGGUCUGGCUAAAGUUUGCUCACGUUUGUGUUCUGUAUAUUCAACCAAAACAGCACAAGGAACCACGGGAAGUUAACAUGUUUGUUGAUCUACUUCUCCUAGAGUUCAAUGGCGUAGUAUCUGAAGUCAAGCAGAUCUUACCUGGUUUAAUCCGGCGACAUCGGCAUUCUGAUAGCACUGGCAGCACCACUUCCUCUAGAAGCAAUCCGAUGCGAGAAGACAUGUUGAACCGAUCAAACACAAACCGGAGUAGAAGUCAAUUUCUAGAAAAUCAUCUAGCAAAAUUAUUCGAACAGAAAAUGGAAAUAUUCACCAAACUUGAAUACACACAGGAAUCUGUAAUUUCUACCGUCCUCAAGCUUUGCCUGAAAAGUUUGCAAGAAUUUGUCCGGCUUCAGACCUUCAACAGAAGUGGAUUUCAGCAGAUUCAGUUGGAUAUGGAAUUUCUGAAGAGCUCCCUCAAGGAGUUUAUUGAUGAUGAAGCAGCCAUAAGCUUUUUACUUAAAGAGGUGAACAAUGCUGCACACGAGAGAUGUCUUGACCCGAUACCUCUUGAGGCCCCAAUAUUAGAUAAACUCAUAAAUGCAAAACUGGCAAAAAUCAAAGAGCAAAGCGCGAAUAUGUAG
Molecule: messenger RNA, 2433 nt
Organism: Triticum turgidum subsp. durum (durum wheat)
Lineage: Eukaryota; Viridiplantae; Streptophyta; Magnoliopsida; Poales; Poaceae
Source: the annotation of a GenBank genome assembly